GAGGCUGUAGGUGUGUUUGAAGAUUUCACCAUAAAUCUCAAGAAAGUCGCAAAAGGCAAGGUCAGCAUGGAAGAGGUUAAGACACUAAGAAAAUCCAUCUUUGAGGUGGCAGAGGCCGUCGAGAAAUUUACUAUUAAUUAUGGCAAGCAACACCUGAGUGGAAUGAGGCCUUCAGAAAGGAUCGUUUUCCCAAACAUGGGUGAGGUGGCGGCCUUCAAUCCUGUUUAGUUUCAAAAUCUAUUGCUUUGUUACUUACUGAUUUGCUGACUGACCGACUGAGUAACAUAGUUUUCAAGAUAAAUCUCAGUUAUAGACCAAAAUUAUUAGAAACUUCAUUGUUGGAUGUCAUUGGUUCAUCUGCUCGUUUUUUAACUUUGACUUUUGCGGUGGAGAAGGAAAUAAAAGGUGGUUUGAAAUCAACAAGAGAGAAUAGGAAUCCUUCAAAAUUCUGAAACCCUUCGUCUUGCUCUGUUUAUAGAUUGGCGAGUAACACUUACUUACUGAAAUUGUCAAAUCUUACAAAUAAUGUCCCCUUACUUCAUACUAUGCACUGAGCUCAAAAUAAGUACAUCGUCUGCGAUGCAUAUAUAUGCAAGAUUUUUAACCGUACUCAUACAAACUCCCUAAUGAACUCUAUUGUUCUCCGACAAAACGCUUCGAGGAACGAAAUGAAUUUUCACAAUUUUAGUCCGUGCAGUACUACAUACUUUUUAAUCAGUUUUACAUGAAAAAUCAUUUUAAAAAUGAUUGAAUCCGUCGAAUAUUCGCUGAAGGGCAAAUAAAGUACAAACGGUACACGUCCACUCACUAAGAUUAUAAAACAUUUUGUGUACUUCGCAAAACUCAUGUUUUGUAGACGUGCUAUUGUUAAUUUCACCGUGGGUGCUUUUAUUUGUCAUUGAGUUGUUUUUCUGACAGUUUUGGCCAUUCAAAAAGCCUAUCGCCAGAAUGGGAGUUUCUUCCACUUUGAUGAACAACGAUGGCAAGCGUCAAUCGAUAUCGCUUCUACAAAUUUUGAGGAAAAUGGUUCGUAUUAACCGGCGUGUUAACUUUACAACUUUUAAUUACCUUAGUUUCUCCAAUCUGAAUUCCUGUAUUGAAAUAAAGCCCCAUAAAAAUGCGCUACAUUAGUUUACAUAGUCUAUUUUCUUGAAUUCUUUGCCUUCCUUCUAAAGUCACAUACCUCAGGCCCUGAUAAAAAUUUGAAUUUUGUGUUUUUGUUUUUUCUAACUUAUUUUUUGUUGAUUCUUGGGGGGUUUUAAGGAUCAUUGGUAGUGGCUUUUGUGUACAAGGAUCUGCAUGACCGACUUCUGACGGACCAACCCAUCAGGAAUGAAACAGUCAACAAAAGGUCAUGAUAUUUCCAUCUCCUUCAUGUCGCUUACCCCCCAAAACACAUAAUAUGGAAACAUAAGAUUAAAGUUCAACCAAACUGAGCUUAGAAACCUUUAAAAACCUCAUAUAGGGUUCGAAGUCUUCCUGUCUGUCUCAGACAAUUCCGUCUUCAUAAAAAAAAUCGCUUGAAUCUAGCAAGAGUAUAUGUUUGUUGAUUCCUCGAUUUUGGUUCAUUUUCAAAUAUAAUUUCUUCAUAGGUAUAUCAACUCCAGGAUAAUGGCCGUAACUAUGGACCCCAAGCCUAAUAAAUUGGCAGAAAAUGUCAUCCUUAAGUUCAAAAACCUAAAGGUAACAUUAAAAUUAGUUGCUACGCGCUAUUAUGAUUCAUUCUGACUAGAUAAAAUCUAUUUUCAGGUUUUGACAGCAGAGAAGCGCUGCAUGUUUUGGAGCGGCCUCAGCAAAAGGUAAAAAAUACCUCUUUAGUAUUUCUUCGUUCUAAAAUAAAAUUAAGUAUGGCAGAGUAUGAAUGAAAGUUCAUAGUCAGAUGUUUCCCGGAGGCUAACAUGUUGUCGUUUUUAGAGAGAGGAAGACUGACUCAAAUGUUCUCGCUGCGAAAACUACAAUGGAGGAAAAACCUAGUGCAAAUUGUCAAACAUCACCUCUUCCCUAGACGAUGAAUUAUUUUGUGUGCUUUGUUAAUUUAAUUUUUCAGGUCUGAGGGAUUUUCAGAGGAAGGAUGCCAUGUAUUUAAAUCAAAAAGCAACUCAGAAGAAACAGUUUGCAGCUGCAAUCAUUUGACGCAUUUUGCCGUCUUAAUGGACUACGACGGUAGCUUAAAGGUAAUCAAAUAAUGUUUGCCUUACUCUAUCAUUUUAUGGGCUCAAUUAACUACAUCAAUGUUCUCCUUUAAUUUUUUUCUUUUUUGACAUAGCUCACCAAGGAGGACGAAACAGUCCUGAAAGUUAUCACCUACGUGGGACUGAGCCUUUCCAUCGUCGGGAUACUUUUAACAUUAAUACUUUAUUAUUGCCUCACGUAUGUAAUGUACCUGAAUAUUGAUGACGUAGAUUCUCAUCUCCCCUCAACUAGGCUAGAGAGAAAAGAGAUCUCAAUGCAAAUCUCCAUGCCAAUAAGAAAAUACAUGUCGGCCGAAUAACUCACAAAUUCAAAGUAGAUUUCAUGCCCCAUUAAGAGCGCUUGAAAUGCUCAUGGUUUCACGGUUCAUGAAUUGUUUAGGGUUUAGCCAUUUUCCUCGAAAUGCUUUCCUUUUUUGGUCCUUUCUAGAGCUCUUCACUGUCUUUUUUUUUCCUUUGAUGUCAAGAUUUAGUUGAUAUCUUUAGCCACAUUUUGCUGUAUCUUUUGAUUAAAUUUUGUGGUUCUUGCUGUACUUACCUAUUAUUUCAUCAGAGAUGUUCGUCAACCUCUCUCUCAAAUUCGACUGAGUGUUUCUAUGUCCCUUGGAGCUGGACAGAUCAUCUUCCUCGCGGGAAUAAACGCCACAGAAAACAAAGUUAGUGGCCUCUCUUUCAUAUUCAUAGAAUGAAUCUACUCUUUGCACCAAAAAUAUCUUAUCUAAAGGAGCGCGAUAAGAAUACGAAAAAAUCUUUCUCUUCACAGGCUGCUUGUGUUACAAUAGCAGCUCUGAUGCAGUAUUUCUUGAUGGCCGCUUUCUGUUGGAUGCUGAUCGAGGCAAUUUAUCUCUACCUCUUCGUUGUGAAAGUUUGUAAUAUCAACGCCAAGAUGCACAUGUAUCACGUCCUCUCAUGGGGUAAGUUUAUUAUUUUACAACAUGCACAGGUAACUAUAACCAUGCAUCAGUGCUUUCGGAUCGCCAAAACCGGUGUUGUCAUCCAUUGCAGUGUUUGUAUUUCCUUUCUUUCUCUAUGGGUAGGUCUUCCAGUGAUCAUGGUGGCCAUUUCACUUGGCAUCGCUGCUGGGAAAGAAGGAUUACAAAGCUAUACAAGUGAUAAGUAGUGAGGAAAAAAUUCAACGGUUCCUUCUUUUACUUCAUUUCAUUACAUUCUUUCUUUUGUGUUUUUGUGUAUAGUUUUAAGUCAGUACCAUUUCAUUUGUUAAAAAUUUGUCUUUCUUUCCUGCCUUUCAUUUCUUCGAGUUUAGUUGCUGGCUUUCCUCGACUGACAACCUGACCUGGAUAUUCGUCGCCUUUGUGACUUUCAUUGAAGUUGUGAGUUUAUGAUUCGUGUUGGUGAUUAUGAUUGGUAUACUUGGACUAAUUGCUGCCAAAAGACCUUUUCCUCUGCUCUUUAAAAAGCGAAUUAAACCUUUAACUCCCAGGAGUGAUCAACAUGAAACUUCUCUCUGUAAUAGCCUUACAUUAUACAGGAAACAGCGAAUGAGAAUAUGUAAACUUAUCAGGUAAAAGUUGUUGCCUUGAUCUGACACCAAAUUCUCAUAACUAUUUAAAAAAAUAUUUGUAGCAGCUAGAGGGGAGAAUUACUAAUCAGAUCUUGGGAGUUAAAGGGAUAAAUAUAUAUGAUAUGACCCUACACAAUAUUUACCAUUUAUCUUUUGCUAUUUACUCACGAAAAACUUUGGACGGAGCUGCUGUUUACGGGGAUGGUUGUCAAUUUUAACCUACUGAUGGCCUUCAAUAGCGAGAAAAACCUUUGAGACAAUGUCUUCACAGGCAUAAAAUAGCUUCAUAAAUUCUCCAACUUUUACUUUAUAGCGUAAAAAAAAUCCUCACUGCCUCCAUAUUAACGUUCUCACACUGUUUCACAUUGAUAUACGUACCAAGAUGAUGUUUCGCGCAAAAAUCACUGAUUAAAAAAAAUUAAUAAAGAAAGACUUUAACAAAGAUGAAAUAGCAGGGAGAGUAGGAGAUAUUGAAUUUAUAUAAUUUAACAUGAGGCGUCACUUGGUAUGGUUCAUUCAGUUUAGACACUUUUGUUCGCAAUUUCUUUAGCCCAUUGUCAGAGAAUCGAAGCUCAUAAUUUAGGUCCCCUGGCUGGGAGUUCUAUUCCCUGCAAAUGACUCUUCAUUCCACUCUCCUUACCAAACUAAUGACGUCUUUGGAAAGGAUCCUUUCUUGCUUUUUCGACAAUCAUAUCUAAACAAUCAAUUUAUCCCUAUCGUAUUUUUAGCUCAACAUCUUGAUACUUGUAAGCGUUAUAAAGGAAAUGACCAAUUUGGUGCAGCCAACAGCGGAAGACAACAAUUUUCAGCAAGUACGGUAAGACCUGCAACAUAAAACUAAAACAAAAUAGUGGACGAGAUUGCCAUGUGCUCCUGUGAGGCGAUAAUCGCCUAACUUCCCCAUUCCUUAAUCAGGAAGGCAUUCCGAUAUCUAACAAUGAAAAUUAUUUGUCAAAUUAAAAUAAAAGAAUGUCUUUUCUUUCUUUGUUUUUAACUCCUAGACUUGGCAUCAAAGCAUGCGUGGUGAUAAAUCCCCUGCUGGGUAUCACGUGGUUAUUUGGUCUCCUUUUGCCUGUGCAUAAAGCUUUUGCCUACAUCUUCAACAUACUCAACUCUACUCAGGUGAGU
Pocillopora meandrina is the source of this 4839-nucleotide messenger RNA. The record is from the annotation of a GenBank genome assembly. Lineage: Eukaryota; Metazoa; Cnidaria; Anthozoa; Scleractinia; Pocilloporidae.